Trichoplusia ni (cabbage looper) is the source of this 6989-nucleotide messenger RNA. RefSeq names its product glucose transporter type 1 (gene Glut1). Bases 752 to 2941 code for a protein of 729 amino acids. The transcript has 18 exons. Gene Ontology annotation, biological process: monosaccharide transmembrane transport. Gene Ontology annotation, cellular component: membrane. The record is from RefSeq and is a predicted model, not a curated record. Lineage: Eukaryota; Metazoa; Arthropoda; Insecta; Lepidoptera; Noctuidae. Gene Ontology annotation, molecular function: hexose transmembrane transporter activity.
UAUAUAUUAGUAUAGAUUUUUAUAUCUACUUCAUUUUUUGUUUAGUAAAAGUGUAGAAUUUCAGAUUAUCAGAAAACCGAACUCCAUAUGGUACUGAAAUUUGAAAAAAAAAACGAUAUAAUUAAAAUAGCUUAAACAUGCAUUGAAGCAUCAAUCUCCCACACUCGACGCAAAUAAGGCAACGAUAAAAAUAUUGCUUUCGUCUCCAUUCAUCCUUUGAGGCAACAUUAAAAAAGGAGUUCAAAAGGUCUUUCAUAUUUUUGUAUGUCAUUAAAAACACAGGCAUCUGCAUCAGAGCGCGGCCAUAACGAGGCCGCAAUGCAUUUUGUUUGCUCCCUCCCGAUUUUAUUAAAAAUCAAAUGGUAUUAAAUUGUGUCGGUGCAUGGCGCGGCGCGCAUGCGCGGGCCCUGGCUCGAGACUCCAAUUAGCAGCGCGCCUCGCAUCUCGCCAGUCGCCAGUCGUCGCUCGUCGCCAGCCCCGCGCGGUCGCUCCCGGUGUCUCUCCCACCGCUCCCAGUAAUAUUAUCCCGUGUUGUGUUCACACUUCACGCGCGAGAUUUCACUUCGUUCCGUUCAUCUCUGUGUGGUGAGUGAUAAUAUUUCGUUCCGCUUCGUUUCGAGAUUUCGAAUUUGGAAUUGGCACAAUGUCGCCGAUUAGACUGCCAUCAGUCCUAGUCAAAUGACAAUAACUAGAAUAAAGUAACUACUACGAUUUAAUAAGCGGAGAGAACAGCUCGGGAUCAGACAUAAGGAUGCAUAGUUGUCAGAUUGUGACGUCUGUCGAGUUGACACAAACGUCUGCCAGCGCAAUGUCGGGAGCGCUCAUGAGACAGUCGUGUCACCGCUUGCUGGAACAUCAACACCCGGGGGAGGAGGAGCCCCCACUGUACUCGCCCAUCGACCAAAUUUCAGUGGUACCAGACCAUGUGGGCCGGGAGGCCGGGGGCAAGCUGACACGAUAUGCGCCGCCGGAGGAGGAUGAGGGCACUCUCAGGGAGCUUCUACUUAGCCUACAGCGACAGGUGAGCAUAAUGAGCAUGAAUCUAUCAGCCAAGCUGGACGACCUGCAACGCGGAGACCGGCAACUGGAGACGACGGUCGCCCUCUGCGAGAUACGCACGCAGCUGCAGGAGCUGACGAAAAGCGUCGAGUCAUGCCAAAGCGAGGUCUCUGAGGUGAAACGUGACAUGGUCGCCAUCAAGCAAGAGUUGGACACCGUUCAGCAGGUGAAGGAAGAAAUCGAAGAGUUACGCGAAUACGUCGACCGACUGGAGGAGCACUCGCAGCGACGCAAGCUGCGCCUGUUGGAGCAGGGCCUAACGUUCUUCCUGUCGUACGCCAUUCUAGCGGCCGUACUCGGGAUGCUGCAGUUUGGCUACAAUACUGGCGUCAUCAACGCUCCGGGCAAGAACAUCGCGAAUUUCAUGAAGGAUGUAUACAAGAAUCGAUACGGAAUGGAUCUGCAAGACGACACGGUGAACCGACUGUACUCCAUCGCUGUCAGCAUCUUCGCUAUCGGCGGUAUGCUGGGCGGCUUCUCGGGUGGAAUGAUCGCCAACCGCUUCGGAAGGAAAGGCGGGCUGCUUCUCAACAACAUCCUCGGCAUCUCGGGCGCCAGUCUGAUGGGCUUCACCAAGAUCUCCCACUGCUACGAGCUUCUUAUCUUCGGCAGGUUCAUUAUAGGCGUCAAUUGCGGACUGAACACGUCACUAGUGCCAAUGUACAUAUCGGAGAUCGCGCCGCUGAACCUGCGCGGCGGGCUCGGCACCGUCAACCAGCUGGCCGUCACCGUGGGGCUGCUCCUCUCCCAGGUCCUGGGCAUCGAACAGAUCCUCGGCACUGACGAGGGAUGGCCUAUCCUACUCGGGCUGGCGAUCUGCCCGGCGAUCCUGCAGCUGUUGCUGCUGCCGGCGUGCCCCGAGUCACCUCGCUACCUGCUCAUCACACGCCAAUGGGAGGAGGAGGCGCGCCGAGCGCUGCGGAGACUAAGAGCCAGCAACCAGGUGGAGGAAGACAUAGAGGAGAUGCGGGCGGAGGAGCGCGCGCAGCAGGCGGAGGCUUCGAUAUCAAUGCGCGAGUUGCUGUGCUCGCCGACGCUGCGGGCGCCGCUGCUCAUCGGCGUGGUCAUGCAACUGUCGCAGCAACUCAGCGGCAUCAACGCGGUGUUCUACUACUCCACUUCGCUGUUCACUUCAUCUGGUCUGACGGACGAGUCGGCAAAGUUCGCGACGAUGGGCAUCGGGGCCAUCAUGGUGGGAAUGACGCUCGUCUCGCUGCCCCUCAUGGACCGCACCGGGCGGCGGACGCUGCACCUCUACGGCCUCGGCGGGAUGUUCAUCUUCUCCAUAUUCAUCACCAUUUCAUUCCUCAUAAAGGAGUUCUUCGGCUAUGUGCAGGAGAUGAUCGACUGGAUGAGCUACCUGUCGGUGGUGUCGACGCUCAGCUUCGUGGUGUUCUUCGCGGUGGGCCCCGGCUCCAUCCCCUGGCUCAUCACGGCCGAGCUGUUCUCGCAGGGCCCGCGCCCCAGCGCCAUGGCUAUCGCCGUAUUAGUUAAUUGGAUGGCCAAUUUCGUUGUCGGAAUUGGCUUUCCUAGCAUGAAGGCACUACUGGAAAACUAUACAUUCCUGCCUUUUAGUGUAUUCCUUGCAAUUUUUUGGAUAUUUACGUAUAAAAAAGUUCCUGAAACAAAAAAUAAGACCUUUGAAGAGAUUUUGGCAUUGUUCCGGAAUUCGAACGGAAGGGACAGUUUUCGUGACAGCCGCCUGUACGGCAGCAUGCUGAACUGCGUGAACGCGCUGGAGCAGCAGCUGCCGCCGCCGCCGCCGCCCGCGCCCGCCGACGAGAAACACGACUCGCUAUCGGAGCAGUCGUCGGCUGGGGCGGAGGCGACGCGCGCGCCCCCCCUGCCCCCGCCCCGCUUCCCUGCCCCCGGCAACGUCUGACGCUGGGGGCGCGCAGCGCGGGCGCCCCUGAAGGCCGCCGCCAACUUCUUGUGUCAUGGGCUCCGUGCCACCUACACUACCACACAACAAAUGUUCUAAAUCGAUGUGAUUAGCUAUAAACGAAACUAGUCUAUAAGUCACGGCGUAAAUUUAAACAUACAUAGUUCUUUAGUCAACAUUUUAUGGCAUAAUUUAUGAAAAAAAAAAUGCAUAAGUACCCUGUAUGGUGCCGAGGUUUGCUGUACCCAUUUCAAUUUGACCUAUUGAAUAUAUGCGUUCAACCAAGAAAACAAGUCUAUACCGCAAUCAUCAGCUCUUUUCAAAUCGCUUGGAUACAUGGAAGUUGCCAGACUAAGUCGACAGUUUACACUUGUAAUAAUGGUUCCCGUGUUCGGGACCAGAUCACUUAUAAAUGCACCUAGAUUUGGUCGCGUGUGCGGGUCUCCUCACAGCCACCUCCGGAACACUUAAAAUGGGUACGCAGCCCGCACUAGUACUGACGCGGCUGACGUCACACACACGUGCUGUGACUCUAUUGUAUUGUUGAGUUUAAUAUAUUUUAAGAUAUUACGUUUGCACGGUUAUCAGUUUACAAAAGUUCUGUUUGUGAAUCAUAAUGAUUGUUACAUAGAUACAUUAUUGUGAUGUCGUAUCCACGCGAGCGCCGCUGCGCGCUGGGCCGCUUGCCCACCGCUGGACAGACAGCUUCGUUGAUCAGAUGCAACAGUUUGCAUUCGGGAAUUGAUUACAAUAUAUGUGGAGAGUAUAUCUAUACAGUGAAUAGCAAAACAUAAUCGCGUUACAUACGUUCUGUUGUCUUAUAUAUAUUAUAUGUUGAAUUAUUUCCUAGACUAAGAGAUGAUAAGAAACUAAAUUAUUAUCUUUUUAAUUGAAGAAUUAAAAAAAAAAUGAAUAGCAUUAUAGUAAGUUAUACAAUUUUGUGGAGACUUUAAUAAAGUAAUGCUUUUAUCUUAUAUGCCCCUAGAAAGAGAAAAAAAAUUAAUAACUUGUUAAUUAGGUUCCGUAGUUACUACAGGGUUAUAGUCAAUUUGUGCGUCCGUGCGUCCGUAUACUGCUCAAUUCAAUAUAUUAAGAGUAAGAGAUCUGUAGUGUGACGUGAUUGGUGCAGUCGGCACGGCCUAAUGUUUGUGUGCGAGGAGAUCUCACAUUGACUGCAAUCAUAAAACGCAAUAAUUGGCUCAAAUGAUAGUCAUCCUGUGUGUGGGGCCGCGCGAGGCCGGCGCGGGCCGGGGCCGCAGGGCCCGAGGCCGACUUAAUUCUAAAUUAAUUAUAAGACUAAAAUAUUUUCCCAAUAAAUAAUAAUUAAUAAUAAUAACAAUUUAUAAUUGUACAAUUUGCAAGUUUGAUUUUUAAUUUAUAUCUAAGCAAUAAGUAGUUGAAAUGUAAUUUUUAAUUGGUGUAACAUUGGACGUUUUUGUAUGUAAUGAGGACACAGUCGAUGUUUUGUAAGUUAUAUUUUUAUGGAGGAUUGUUGUUGUUUCGUGAGCCGGGCGCCACACGAUGAGAUCGGAGCGCCCGGCGCCCCGGCGCAGGCCAGGCGCUCGUCGACUCGCUAAUUAUUUUAGAUAGCAAUAGAGACUGUGUCUCGAAAUCUAAAUAGUAUAAAUAAUUAGAGUAAUGCAACGUUUAUUGUUUAUUCCGAUAUUUCGGUGUUAUUAUAGUUUUACGGUCGAAAGCCCGAAGAUUAUUUUAAAUUCGCGCAAAAUUUGCACAAUUGUAAUCCUAUUUACGCACAACACGUUUUGUUUACACGACACGCGAGCACAACAGCGGCCUGCGCGCGUACCUAGCGUGCCUGGCAUGCGUAGCGUGCGCGCAGUGUCCCGCGCGCGUGUCUAACCCAUUCCUUGGUUGUAACACCCGCCGUGUAUAGUUUAUCCUGUUAACAAUGCCGUGUCACACUAGACUGAGAUAUAUAAAAGGGACGUAAAAUUAUUUUACGAUUGAAAUAAUAAAAGUCAAUAAAUAAUAAAAGAUUCAAUAAUUAUACUUAAAUGUAACAUAAUUCGUGUUAUAUAUGUAACGUUUCGGGUCAGUGUGCGUCUUGAUAUUUUACUUACAACUCUGAAGGCUGUGAUCACGUAUGUGUAGUGUGUAUACGCACACACGCAUGCUACCACUGUAUCAUUAGGUAGGUCACCGUACUAACUGGUUAACAUAAUCAUUUUCCGUUCAUCUUCGGGCGAGCGAUAGGGUGUAACUUGUAAAUAUAUUAAUGUAAGUACAAAUUGUACAAGAUUCAGUCGAGCCAAUGCCGCGACAGCGACCCGCUUACCGAGACAUCGUCUAAAGUGUUGUUGAAUUUACAAAUAUUAAUAGCUAUCGAUUUUGUUAUAAUAAUACAUUGUUGAUAAGAUAUAUACAUAAUAUAUUAGUCAAAUUAUAAAAAGAAGAUAUAUACGUUACUGUUUUGAAUGGGGUAUUUGACUAAAUCUAAUAAUAUAAAUAUGUUUAGUCCGUCAGACAGAUUCCCAAAAAAUAUUGAAAACGUAUUUUUCAAUUUAUCACAUCAUUAAAUAGUAAAGAAGAUUAAAGGAACUUAACGUGAUGAGAUGUAUAUGAGUGGGGACCUCACUUGCUGGUGAAAAGGGUACUGGUAAGUGACGUCACACGAGAUUUUAAAUCACUGUGUACCCCCCAAUUUUUGUUUACGAGAUAAAAUUAAAAAUACGUUUUUAAUAUUUUUUGGACAUCUGUAUGAUAGAUUAAACAGUUCUUUGUCAGAUACUCUAUUGUUUAAUUGUGCAAGGUGAGUCUAGACAUUGUUUCGUUAAGCAUUGGAUCGAUUGAACUUAGGAGCCCCCGCGAUCACGACCGGCCUCUGCGAGAGACACGCUGACACUGCUAUUGACAGGGGGGACAUACAAGAUUAUUCCACAACCAUAGCAACCGGGGUUGCCAGGUCGAAAAACCUUAAAUCCGAACAGACAGUUCGGCCGGACAUUUGGGCUUAAAAACCGGAUAUUAUAUUAGACAAAACAAAUAGUUUAUAAAAUCAAGUCUUUUUAUUUUCAUUAUAAAUCUUUUUAAUUUCUAAUGAAGUACAAGUAAAAUCUAAGGCCAAGUCAGACAAAAUAAAAAAAGCCGAACACAGAUUAUUUUUACAUUACAAUCAAUCGAAACUCCUUAAUAUGUCCGACUCUAUCAGUUCUGGCCUGGCAACCCUAAUUGCAACGUAAAAUCUGCUAUAACUUAUAAUAGAGAUAAAGACUGUGGCAUGCCUGUUAUCUAAUCACUAAUUAAACUAGCAUGUAACAGUACGUUUAAUUUAUCUCCCGAUGAUUUCGAUCCCAACAAUACAUUUUGAAAUAACUUUGUAUACGAUACUGCACAACUGACAUGACAGUCGGAAAGUUGAAUAUUAUAAGUUGUUAGACACACCCCUGUCUUAUGUCCCUAUGUUAACAUCCUUCGCAAAGAAAUAGACGAUUUCGAAGAAAUUUCAAAUAGUUCCAUUCUUAAUUUAGCCAAUUAAGGAUGAAACUAUGAAAUUUAAUUUUUUCAUCCCAUUUAUUCGUCCUACCGUAUACUAAUGCAUAAAUUAAAUGCCAAUUUUUUGCGGAUGGGAAAAAAAUUUGCAGAUUCCUUUUUGUUUUAAGUUCUUUACGUCUAUGCACUGGCGAAGUUUACACAUAUUUGCGAUAACAAUGGGGUCUGUCGAAACGCAUGUUUCUUUGAUAAAAGCACGUUUGUAUUCAACACGAUUCACGAAGUACAAGGAACUGAAAUAGUUAACACUGGAAUUGAUUUACUAUAGCUUUAUUUAAGGCAAACGUUAUUGUUUACGAGGUAAAUGCAUAUUGAAAACGAAUGCAUGUUUCGCAACUGAACGGGAUCGUGUUGCCGGACUUUUCACUUCGACUGUUGAUACUUAACUGUUGUGCAGAUAUCGAAAACUGUUGUUAUAUUGUAUGUGGAGUUUUGUUGCCUAUGUGAUAGCGAAAGCCGUUUUCUGUAGAGGCUAUAUUCCUUGGCCCGCGGACUAGUUACAAUUGUACAACGGUUCUGGACCCCAAUUCUGCUAUUU